Venturia canescens is the source of this 3312-nucleotide messenger RNA. RefSeq names its product Tachykinin (gene Tk). The transcript has 8 exons. Lineage: Eukaryota; Metazoa; Arthropoda; Insecta; Hymenoptera; Ichneumonidae. The coding region runs from base 387 to 1595 and encodes 402 amino acids. The record is from RefSeq and is a predicted model, not a curated record.
CAGUCUGCUUCUGACUGUUGCGCGGAUUCCGCUUCCCUUAACGCUUGAUCAAGUCCGCAUGCAUAUAUAAAUACAUGUACAUGAAUAUAAAUAUUCGAAUGUAUUUAUAUGGAUAAAGAAACAAUUUUUUGAAAAAAAAGAACGCUCGUCGCUUACGCGAUUCGAUUUUUCUCUCAGGCCCCAUUGUCGCUUUGAAACUUCAGUCCAAACUUUCAUUUGUCCCCCCAUAAAUCAUUGGAGCUAUCGACAAGCAGCGACGAAACAAAGUCAUUUUUCGUGCCGGGGAAAAAAACACGGAGCCAGCGGUCCAUCCGGAGCUUCUCUCGUCCUGCUCAUCUUCAGAUCGAGUUUGCUGACUUCAGCACUGAGUACAGUACAGUGAUAGAAUGACUUGUGGUUCAAUCGCUCUUGUAGCAGUUUUGCUCGCAUCGAGCACGUUCGCCGAAGAAUUUCCGCUUAACGAUGCUCCAUCCGGAAAACAUUCACCGGUGGGAUUUGGGGCUGUCCAAGGAGCAAAGAGUCUCACGUCCUUGGAAAACGAGGAUUUCGUUAAAAGAGCCCCCAUGGGCUUUCAGGGAAUGCGAGGCAAAAAGGAUAUGAUCGAGAAUAGCGAGGACAAUUCUGUGGCCGAGGAGGAGUAUGAAAAACGUUCGCCGAUGGGCUUCCACGGAAUGAGAGGAAAGAAGGAUUUCCUGACGCCGGAUUUCGCGGACUCGUAUUUUAUCGACGAGUACUUGAAGCGAGCACCCAUGGGAUUUCAGGGCAUGAGAGGCAAGAAGGCGAUAACCGACGAGGAUUAUUACAAGCGAGCAGCAAUGGGAUUUCAGGGAAUGCGCGGGAAAAAGUCUUCUGAGUUUAUCUUCGACAAAAUCCCUCAUUACAUUGGCGACGGUUCAGGAAAAAGGACUAAUUUGUUGGAAUAUACUGACGAAUACGAGAAACGAGCACCGUCCAUGGGUUUUCAGGGGAUGCGAGGAAAACGUGAAGAGUUUGAGGACGAAUGGUCCAAGAGAGCGCCAAUGGGAUUCCAAGGGAUGAGAGGAAAGAAGAGUCUUUUGGCAGAGAUUAAUGAUCUUGAGAAAAAACGAGCGAUGAUGGGCUUUCAGGGCAUGAGAGGGAAGAAAAGUGAUCCGAGUGUUUAUUACAACGAGCUUAGGCCCGUACGAUCAAUCGAUUAUUCAGACCUGAAGAAAAAAACCUCUGAUUUGAAAAAUAAACGCUUGAACGUGGGCUUCUUUGCAUCAAGAGGCAAACGAAGCGAGCUCGACACGGACAAUUAUGCCAAGAUGUCUACUUACGAUUUACAAGACGUGUUGGCCGAUGAAAUUGCUGAAGAUCUGUUUUUACGAGAUCACUUCACCGAUAGAAUGAACGUUGCACCAUUACAAUUCUAUAAGAGAUCGGCUUACGGAUAUUCCGGUACGCGGGGUAAAAAAAUUCCCCGAUGGGAGAUACGCGGAAAAUUCGUUGGUGUCAGAGGAAAGAGGACAAAGACGAAUUACGAGGAUACCGGAAAUUCCCUCGAUCAUGUUCAUAGUAACAACGAGCGGGCCGGUCUCAAAACGAGCUUGACGACUAAUUCAGGUAUCCAGUAGUGCUGCAGUCGUCAAAAACUAUCCUUCUAACAGGUUUGAAUAUAGUAGUUAGUUGAGGAAUUGGUUAAAAAACUAAUGGAUUUGUGUGAAAAAAUAAUUGGAGAAGAACGCUGUCAGUCGAAACAGAAGAUACAGGAUAAACACCUAAAAUUUGGUUUUUUCGGUCGCUUAAUAAGAUGAAUCUUCGGAUAAUCGCGCUUCUAUUUUCGUGAGAAUCGAAACUUAGUCGAAGAACACCGAAUCCUUUAUAACAUAUCGUAGUAAAUACAUAAAUGUUUGUAUAUUCCUACACGAGACUCCAUUACGAAAGCCUACGACAGUAUUAUUCGCAAAUUAAUAAAAUGAAGAAAAAAAAAGAUGAAAGGAAACAAUAUCGCAUAUAUACGUCCUUCAUAUUCUUUUUCGUACUCGCAUUGCAAGUGGCAGCUAUAACAAAUGACGAAUAAGUAAUGAGAAAAAUGAAGAAAAAAAAGAACAAAAAAAAAAUCAAAAAACCCGAUGUUAGCGAGUUUGAAGUAGAAUGUUUAAUAUCAAAGCGAUAAGUAGGUAUUAUAUUUUUGUCUGAAUGUUAAUACGAUAGAAACAUACCUAUUCACGUAUCAGUGUACCUAAUUCGAAUCUUACCAAAGCUACAACUCCAAUAUCUAUUUUUUCAAUAGAACAACUUGUGUCGUACUCUAUUUAACUGAAUUUCGAUCACUGGUGCAAUUCAGCAAGUUUAAAAAUUUCAAUACACGCAUGUUCUAAUUUGUUCUAUUCAAAAGCGAUUAGUAGAAUUGAAGACACAAUAAAUUUGAAUUCAGUUUGCUGUGAGAUGAUCGGUACGUUUUGAAAAUUUAUUCCAAUGUUUCGCAGGUUUUUAUGUCAAAGUCAAAUGUUGAUUGAGAUAUUAAGUUCUAAUUUAUUCAUAUUUAGUUUAGUUUGUUUCGCGCCCGGUUUAUUCAAUUGACUGUUGACUGGAGUAUGAUCCGUGUAACUGUAGCAUUCGUGAUGAUAAUGAAACAAAACAAUGAGUACAAAGUAAUGUGAAGUCUGUAAAAUUUAUUUGACAUUUGAGUUGACCGCUCAACGGUGGAGAAAAAAAUGCUUGUACCAGUAUAAAUUCGUUGCAUUACAACUUAUGAUUGAAACUAUCAAUGGUGCUUGAUUAUAUAUGCAGUAAAACUAUUCGAAAACAAAAAACAAUGAUCGAACGAGAUAUGAUCCGAUGGAAAAAGUACAUGAACAAUCGCUGGUACGAUUUUAUCGUAUAAUCGAUAAUGAGAUAUGAAAGAAAGGGAUUGAAUGAAUCUAUAAAGCCCUUGAAGUCAAAUAGAAAAAUGUGUACGGCCGCAUACGGUGUGUGAUAAAAGGAGAGAAAGUGCGGUAAAGAAAGUAAAGAUUUAAUAUUUUUAUUUCGCACUUACGCAUAUUCGAGAGAUUUAUUGACCCGGAAAAAUGUCAUUCGACACGAACGAGAGAUAAAGAGAGAGAGAGAUAUUCGAGUGUAUAUAAAAGAAUAUAUAUAUAUUAACGAGAGGAGGGUUAAAGAGAACAGAACGUACGUUCAGAUGAAGAAUAAAGAGCUAACAACAACCAAAACAAUAAAAUAACAACAAAAUAAAUGAUUAUGUAUAUGUGUGUUAUCGAAAAGACUCAUAUUCGAUGUACUAUAUAUAGAUCCAAUAUAUGUCUGCGUACAAGUGAUCAAACACAUAUCAAUAAAGGCAGUUCAUUA